Messenger RNA from Venustampulla echinocandica, 804 nucleotides. RefSeq lists its product as uncharacterized. Bases 1 to 804 code for a protein of 267 amino acids. NCBI's taxonomy places the organism in Eukaryota, Fungi, Ascomycota, Leotiomycetes, Helotiales, Pleuroascaceae. The transcript is spliced from 2 exons. The record is from RefSeq and is a predicted model, not a curated record.
AUGGCCUCAAUAGGAAAAUUGCAGGGCGCUUUGGGAAUAGUCUCCAACGAGAACACUUUGGCUCUUGGGAACCUCGACUUUGACUUUUCACGCUUCAUAGCUCAAGUUCCGGUGGAGUUCCGGGGACUGGGCGCUGUCUCGAUUCAGCGGCGUGCUGAUGCUGAAGGUGGCACCUAUCACCAGACAGCCAGAAGACUCGGAGCGUUAUUCGAACAGGUUUUGCCAUCUACACCCAGGCUUGUCCGAGCCUACGGACAACGAUAUUCAGACAUAUCUCAAAUGCCCGAUAUCAAUCCGAAUGGAUCAAAACGGUAUGGUACCUUCGAACAACAGACUCCGGAUAAAGGGACAUCAGUCUGGGACGAGAUUGUUAACCGGCGCAAGGCUAUGAUUAAGGCGGAAAACAGUGGAGUAGAAUCUCAAAAUUGGUCGACAUUGAUGGCAUCCCAACAAACAAUAUCUAGAAAAGAACUGGCUGCCUGGCUUCGUCGUGCAGACGAGGCUACGAAUAAGGAGCAGAUGCGUCUCAUGUUGAUAAUCAAGAAUGUUAGCAUGAGCGUCAAUAAUAUUAGUGACACAUAUGACAGUGUCAUGCAAGCCUGGCGAAUUUCAUUAAGUGCUAUGGAGAAGAUUAUCAAUGGCAUGCCACAGAUGGCCCAAAAUGGCGCUAUGCUUCUUGCCUUAUCUGCCUGGCACAUCUAUCCGGACCUUAACAUCUUAAGAGAAGCUUCCAAGUUAGUCUCUUUGGAAGAUAAAUUGGUCGCGAGUGGUGGAACUAUCACAAUCCGAUCCCGGAAUGAAUAG